UGGCCGACAGUGGACUGACUUGCUAGAGAGGCUGUGACACCAAUCAAACUUCUUCCAGGGCAUCGCGUGAUAGCGGAAUUCCCCUAGAGUCAGGGGCUUUCCAGGACCAGAGCUGUUCAAUUCAUGAACGCGUACAGUUGCGUGAAGUUGUUUUGAGAGUAAAUACUGAAUGAAGCUAGAACAUACGUUUCCUUGAUGGAUAGUAUAUUUUCGUUUACGUUUUGUUAGACUUUUGCUAAAAUUUUAGCAAUCGUUUAUAGUCGCCGACGAUAAAUAGAAACUGCACGAGAUUUAUAUCAAACAUCACAGCUAUCCAAGAUUGAGAGUCCAGAGUCGGUUCGGAUGACCCUGCAGCACACAGAAUGGCAGGAGCACUCAGGAUGGAUGAUACACAGUAUGCAAUGAAGUUUGACAGUGAGUCUUUACAGUUUAUGGUGGGCCUCCCAUAUAUACAAUCACCGUUUGAGGUCAAAACUGAACCCUAUGUGCCAGAGACAGUUCAUGGACCUUACCUGCAGAUAAUUGAGGAACCAAAGCAGAGGGGAUUCAGAUUUCGUUAUGAAUGUGAGGGCCCAUCCCAUGGAGGCUUGCCUGGUGCCUCCAGUGAGAGAAACCGAAGGACAUAUCCCACAGUCAAGGUGUCAAACUAUGUGGGCCAUGCUCGUGUAGAAGUACAGUUAGUGACGCACACAGACCCCCCUCGUGUCCAUGCACACAGCCUUGUGGGACGCCAGUGUAACGACAGCGGUAUAUGUACCAUUGAUGUGGGGCCCAAUGAUCUCACAGCACAAUUCAGCAAUUUAGGCAUUCUCCAUGUCACUAAGAGAGGUGUGGCUGAAGUGUUAACAAAAAGGUUAAGAGAAGAGAAGCGAAGAAUGAAAGAGCCUGGAUAUAAGUUUACUGAUGCAGAGGAACAGGCUAUUUUUCAAGAGGCCAAGGAACUGGGCAAAAUCAUGGAUCUAAACAUCGUAAGAUUAAAAUUUACAGCUUAUCUUCAGGACAGCAAUGGGGGUUUCACCAGAGCCCUAAAGCCUGUUGUCUCCAACCCCAUCUAUGAUAGUAAAUCACCAAAUGCAUCCAAUCUGAAGAUUUCCCGCAUGGAUAAAACCUCUGGAUCAGUGCUGGGAGGAGAAGAGGUCUUUCUUCUCUGUGAUAAAGUUCAAAAAGAUGAUAUUGACAUCCGUUUUUAUGAGGAGGAAGAGGAUGGAGGAUGGGAGGCAUUUGGAGACUUCUCUCCCACUGAUGUUCACAAACAGUAUGCAAUCGUGUUUAAGACACCACCAUACCGCUGCACAGAUAUCACACGCCCUGUCACAGUGUUCCUGCAACUAAAGAGGAAGAAGGGUGGUGACUGCAGUGAACCCAAGCAGUUCACAUAUAUUCCACACAAUCAAGACAAAGAAGAGGUUCAGAGGAAGAGGUUGAAGGCCCUUCCUCAACCCUAUGAUCACUGGCGGGGAGGACCUCAAGGAGGAGCAGGGGGCUUUGGAGGUCCUGGAGCUGGAACAGGAGGAGGUGGAAUGGGAGGAAGUUUUCAAUAUAACCAUACAAUGGAUAGUUCAGGGUUUUAUGUUGGUGGAUGUGGUGGAUUUGGGGGAGGGGCACAGAUGUCAGGCUCCACUCCACAGAUGGAUAGAUCUCCCAAUCAGCCAACAAACACACAAACCCAGCCUGGUUCUCCAAUGCAACAGCAGCUCAUUCAGAUUGCCACUUUGACUGCAAAGUGCACUGCUCGUGCUUUGUUAGAAUACUGCAGCACGGGGGAUGUACGGCCCCUGGUGUUUCUGCAGAGACAUCUAUGUGGAGUGCAAGAUGAGAACGGAGACACGCCUCUACACCUUGCUAUUAUCCACCAGCAACCUGUUGUGGUGCAACAGCUCAUUCAAGCCAUGAUGAAAACGCCUCAGCAGAAGUUCAUCAACAAAAUCAAUAACCUCAGUCAGACUCCAUUGCAUCUGGCUGUAAUCACAAAGCAAACUAAGUUAGUUGAGAUGUUGAUGAAAACAGGUGCAGACCUGAGCCUGCUGGACCGAGACGGGCGGACAGCAGUUCACCUGGCCGCUCACACUGGUGAUGAGACCUUACUACAAGUGGUCUUAGGCCUGCUGGGAGAGCGCUAUGCCCAUCUAGUAAACUGCGCUGACUUCUCAGGUCAAUAUCCAGUCCAUCUUGCUGUGAGGAAAGACAGGGAGCACUGUCUUCAGUUGUUGGUCAAUGCUGGAGCAAAGAUUAACAUGCCUGAGCAGAAAAGUGGCUGCACAGCACUGCAUCUGGCAGUGAGGGACAACCUUUUAAAAGUGGCCUGUAGUCUUAUUACUGAGCUGAAAGCUGACGUGAAUGCAUGUACCUAUGGAGGCAACAGUCCUCUUCACUUUGCUGUCAGUCAGGGAUCUCCACCUCUCUGCUCCAUGCUGAUUGCUGCAGGUGCCGAUAAACGCUUGGAGAAUGAUGAGCCUCUUUUCUUCAGCUCGUCUUCCUCUGAUGAAGAUGAGGAGUAUGAAAUGAAUAAUGUUUCCGACAGGCAGCCUCAAGAUGAUGUGGUUCAGCAAGUUCAGUGCAUGUCGAUAUCAUCUGAGAGAGGUGCAUUUAACCCACGCAAGAGACCUGCUGCUGGGCACACACCAUUUGACCUGGCCAAAUGCCAAAAGGUUAGAGAUCUAUUAGAUGGCAGAAAAGGUCCCAAGUCCAGUUCACACUCCCCCAAGAGGACCAAAAUAUGCACAGACGAAGUGAGCCAGGGUUUGGACAGUGAGGUGCUCACAAAACUGUGUAGUAUUCUCAUUCAAGACCAUGUACCCUGGAGAGAGCUGGCAGAAAAACUGGGCAUGCUCACACUUACUCACCUGUACCAGGAGAGUCCGUCACCCUGCCAGAAGCUUCUCGAGAACUAUCAGUUGAGUGGUGGUCCUGUGGACGGCCUGGUGGAGGCGCUGCAGUCACUGGGUGUGAGUGAAGGAGUGAGACUGCUAAGAGACAGCCAACUCAAAGAGGACAAGCAGAGCACAGAUUCUACAGAGGACAGUGGCUUUGGGAGUCAGUCCAUCGGAGAGGAUAUAGCAAAUCCUGCAGUGGCCAAUCACUGAUUAGCAGGACAUGUUAAUUGAGAAUAACUUGGCACUUUAUCUGGCAGCCUCUGCUUGGACCGAUUUUGUUCAGGUGCAAACUAGUGGAUUAGACUGUUCAUCUCAAUCAAGUGGAAAUACAGCUCUUUUUUUUUCAUCACAGAAAGAUUGUAAAGGAUUUUUCUGAGGUCAAAAGCCCUCAGUGGUAUUACAUAAUUGAGUAAGAAAACAUGACAAAGGAGAUCAGUUGCUUUGAGACACAGAGUCUCCAAGGUUUGAAGUGAAGCAGUAGAUUUAGUGCAGACAUUUCAGCGCUUGUAUCUAAAGAGCAACUUGCUAACAGUGACUCAACAGUAAUGCACUUGUCAUUUCCACAGCACAACUGUAACCUUGGAAUAUAUCUGCAAAAUGUUCUAAUAAGGAUGAAGAAAGCUCUUUUUUUUUUUUUUUUGAUAAAACUGUUUGCAAAUCUCAUUGUGAUGCAAGUCAAAUCAAUUUAGUUCAGUUUAUUUUCUGAUUCAUCUAAAGACCUCUGACCGAUAAUGUUUAUUUAUGUGUACUUGUGGUUGCAAUUAUGCGCUUGUGCAGUGGAUGAGUAAAUAUGUUUGUUUGUUUUAAUAAAGCUGUUAUUCAGUGUCUAUACCAUUUUAUA
Molecule: messenger RNA, 3714 nt
Organism: Myxocyprinus asiaticus (Chinese sucker)
Lineage: Eukaryota; Metazoa; Chordata; Actinopteri; Cypriniformes; Catostomidae
Product: nuclear factor NF-kappa-B p100 subunit-like
Exons: 24
Coding region: 363-3083 (906 amino acids)
Biological process (GO): inflammatory response; canonical NF-kappaB signal transduction; non-canonical NF-kappaB signal transduction
Cellular component (GO): cytoplasm
Molecular function (GO): protein binding; RNA polymerase II cis-regulatory region sequence-specific DNA binding; DNA-binding transcription factor activity, RNA polymerase II-specific
Source: RefSeq, a predicted model, not a curated record